Molecule: messenger RNA, 1472 nt
Organism: Diospyros lotus (date-plum)
Lineage: Eukaryota; Viridiplantae; Streptophyta; Magnoliopsida; Ericales; Ebenaceae
Exons: 3
Coding region: 41-1135 (364 amino acids)
Molecular function (GO): protein binding
Source: RefSeq, a predicted model, not a curated record
UUCAAGCAAGGAAUUGAAGUAGAAGAGAAGAGGAGAAGAUAUGUUGCUAAGGAGCUCGUCGGCGCCCGUGCUUAGCUCCCUUCUCUCUUCCGUCUCCGACAGCCCCAACCACCACCAACACCCGCCGUCCACCGCCGUUCACCACACCCAGUUCUCAUUUCCCCAUUCUGGGUCUCUGAAUUGCACCCAGGUUUUCAGCAACGCCUCUCCCGUCGCCUCUCCUUCCGUUUCCGAGCUCUCCGAUGCCGGCCGGACUUCCCACUUCAGAAGGGCUCAGUCUGAAGGGAACUUUCAAGGAUUAAUGGGGAAUGGCGUCGCCUGCAACCAUGACGAGUUCAGUUUUUCGAACCCGGUGAAGAGGUUUUCCCGCCGGCCAAACAGUUCCAUGUUGGAAACAAUCCCAUCUUUCUCACUUCACGGCGCAAGAAGAGGGCUUCAUGAAGAUGAAUACACUAACGAGGAAGAAGAAGAAGAAGAAGAAGAAGAAGUAGAGCAGAGACAGAAUGUAGAGGACAAUGGUGGGUCGUUUGAAAGUUCAGGUAAAGGUGAAGAGAAUUCCAUUUCCAUGGCUGUGGAAAGUAGCGAUUGGAAUUUGGAGAGGCAGAACAUGAAUCUAAAUGAUGAAAUCGAAUUCCUGAACAGAUAUAGAAGCUUGGGCCUUGAACAGAACCAAGAUUACAGUCCAGAGAUGUAUCUGGCAAGAGGACCUGGAGUUGAUAGGGUUAACAUCGGCUUCGGUGGAUGGGGCGGACAUGAUGGCGGCGGCGGCGGCUGCAGCUUUGGGAGAGACGCCGGCGAUAACAAUGUCCCCGGCGUGGAGGAGCAUUACAAGAGGCUGAUGGAGCAGAAUCCGGGAAACGCUUUGUUUCUGAGGAAUUACGCUCAGUUUCUCUAUCAAACAAAGCAAGAUCUGGCAAAAGCCGAAGAGUACUACUCGAGGGCUGUUCUAGCAGAUCCCGGAGAUGGCGAAGUCCUCUCGCUAUAUGCCCGACUCGUGUGGGAGCUCCACCAUGAUCAAGACAGAGCUUCAAGCUACUUCGAGCGAGCAGUCCACGCUGCUCCUCAAGACAGCCAUGUUUGCGCAGCAUACGCCAGUUUCCUCUGGGAAACAGAGGAAGACGACGAAGCACCAUGAAGAAACUAUGAAGAUCAGUAGCAGGUUACUUGGAGAUGUCUUCCAUGUCUGAUGUUCAUUAUUGGCCCUGCUCAUCAGUAUGCAUUUCAUCUUGGCAUCUUUGGUUCAUAACAUGAUUGAAGUGUUUACUCAAUUCCUUAUUCCAAUUAAGAUGAGAAAAUGUGAAAGGGGUUUAGCUCAAAGUUACCAGGAAUGCUAAACGCUCUGGUUCGUGGUACGGGAUCGGGCACUUGGUACGUAGGGGGUAGACUUAGUUGGUACACUAUUUUGGGACGUGGUACAUUUGAAAAUUUUGUUCGGUUCGUUAUAUUCAAUAAAUUAUCUUUACAUUAUCAAA